AUGUUUAAAAGUGCUAUAGAACAAGUUCGCAAAGCUAAUGAUGUCAUUCGUUCCAUUGACGACAAACCAAAAGAAGGUGAGAGAUGGUUAAAGAAAGAUGAAGAGAAUAGGAAGAGAAAUGUGAAGUCAGGCAAUAGACUCAUUGACUUUAACAUCGAAGCUUUAGAUGAACCAAACAGAGAAUAUUUACACAAACAUUUCGGUAAGGUUUUCAUAAGACUCUUAGAGAAAAUUAAAAUAAACUCACAACAGAGAUGGAUGGUAUGUUAUAAACUUGGUGGAAAGUAUGAAUGUUCUACGUUAAACCUCAAUAAUAUUGGAACAUUACUACAUCAGCUCUUGAAGGAGAACUUUAUAUCAGAGAUAGAAGCAAAUGCCGCAGGUAUUGUUGAAAUGCACUAUGACUUCUUCUUGACAAACAUAAAGAAUCUUACCGAAAUAAAGAUGUAUGAUUUAACAGAAUAUGAAGGCUUAACGAUGUCAGAUGUAAAGAAAGGCAAACCAAAAAAGAAACCAUAUAGAGAUGAAAGCACACUGACAAAUGACCAGAAAGCCAUUUUGGAAGCUCUUAAGCAAACAGGAAACCCAGCACUUAUAGAAAGCUUUUGGAAAGAUAAUGGUGAAAAGAAGUUUUAUAAGAAGAGAAGCGGUCAGUUCUGGAAGUAUCUUUGCACGUUACCUAUAAAUCUUGAACGCUACCAAAUCUUCAAUGAACUGAACAAAAGAACUGCAGCACUUAUGACAGAAGACAAUUGUUUCGUUUAUGCUUGCAUUCAAGCUGGAGUAGAUGAAGAAACUAUUGACCACAUGAGAGAAGUCAUUCGUGUUAGAGACUUUCCCCAAAGUAAAGUACAAGAAAUUUCCGAUUCAACAGGUAUAGCAUUCAAUGUUACCAUUGGUUAUUUCAAUGACUCAAGACAUAAUGAAAUAAAGAGAUAUAUACCAAAAGAAUGUGAAACUGUUCGAACUAUUGACUUACUUCUUGUUGAAGACCACUACAUGCUAAAUGAAAGACUUCCAAUGACAACAUACUUCAUUCGCAACUAUAAAGAAAUUCUCAAAGCUU
Trichomonas vaginalis G3 is the source of this 1066-nucleotide messenger RNA. Its product is annotated as organellar and viral DNA polymerase type B. NCBI's taxonomy places the organism in Eukaryota, Parabasalia, Trichomonadida, Trichomonadidae. The transcript has a single exon. The annotation marks the transcript as partial. The record is from RefSeq and is a predicted model, not a curated record.